This is a messenger RNA of Trachymyrmex septentrionalis, 768 nucleotides long. RefSeq lists its product as uncharacterized. The transcript has a single exon. The record is from RefSeq and is a predicted model, not a curated record. Lineage: Eukaryota; Metazoa; Arthropoda; Insecta; Hymenoptera; Formicidae. Bases 1 to 768 code for a protein of 255 amino acids.
AUGGAAAGAAUUAUUUGUGAACAAAUUUACUCUUUCCUGGAGAAGUCCGACUUGUUGGAUCUGCGCCAGGCUACUUACAGAAGGUCACGUUCUACCCAGACAUGCCUCGUCGACUUGCUUGAUGAUAUUAGACAUGCUGCGGAUCAAAGGAGGGUCACUAUCUGUGUUUUGUUCGAUUUUUCGAAGGCAUUUAAUAGGGUGCAACAUAAAAUUUUAAUUGACAAGCUUAAGGGUUUGCAUCUUUCUUACUCGGUGCUGACAUGGGUUGCAUCAUAUCUCACAGGCAGGACACAGGUGAUUAGGGACAGUGGUAGCGGUUCUGUGUCGAACCUUAACAUCACUGCUAGUGUUCCGCAAGGCUCUGUUCUGGGGCUUUUCAGCUUAUAUCUAUCUGAUUUUGGGAGCACUCAACAUUGCAGAUAUAAUUUUUAUGCCGAUGACUUGAUCAUUUAUUUGGAUUGCGAGCCGUGUAGGCUAAUGGAAGCCAUUAGUGGGAUAAAUGAGGAUAUAACUUCAAUAGUCUACUGGGCUACUGCUAAUCAACUCGUAUUAAAUGAGGCUAAAACGCAGACUAUUAUUGUUGGCAUUAUACGUUAUGUCAACUCUAUUGACCUCGAAACACUGCCAAGCAUCAUGGUUGGAGAGACUCCGGUUCAAUUUGCCAAGGAUAAACCUUGGAACUGUUAUAUUCAGCAAUUUGUCAUGGGAUACUCAGGUUGGUGGCGUGACAAAGAGGAUCAGAGUGAUACUGUACCAGCUGACACUUAA